Molecule: messenger RNA, 4642 nt
Organism: Cyprinus carpio (common carp)
Lineage: Eukaryota; Metazoa; Chordata; Actinopteri; Cypriniformes; Cyprinidae
Gene: slc12a10.1
Product: solute carrier family 12 member 10, tandem duplicate 1
Exons: 27
Biological process (GO): chloride transmembrane transport; chloride ion homeostasis; cell volume homeostasis
Cellular component (GO): membrane
Molecular function (GO): sodium:potassium:chloride symporter activity
Source: RefSeq, a predicted model, not a curated record
AAGCCAAGAUGAUAACAGAAGACAAGACUGCAGCGCUGCUCAAACCGAGAUGAAAACAUAAUUUAGUUGGUUUUCAGCUGUUUCUGUUCGCGUCUUCUUUAUUCAUUCAGGAAUUAAAGUUCCAAAGGAAGAGGAGACCAGCUGUCAGCCAAUAGAGCAACAUAAAUAAAGUAUUCAGAUAUUUUGAACUUUCAGGUGUUCAAAUGGGUCACCGCUUCUCCAGACGCAAGCUGGAUGGCACGGAGGACUUGUCCCCAGGUCGCUUCUCGGUCAGUGAAGAGGCUCCGCCGCAUUACUCCUCUUACAGCACCGGCAGUGAGACGGCUGUCAGCAUGGAAACGCCGACACGAAGGCCUUCAGAAGUUGUGAACUCAAGGCAGGACAAUAGACGACCUUCCAUAUACAGCACCAUGGAUGCCAUGCCGCAUCUCGAGUUUUAUGCCAACGCCACCGCCACGGGCCGCAUCCGCCGCAGCAGGCCAUCGCUGGAGACGCUGCGCAAGGCUGUUGAUGAUGCAGAAUCCGGCAGUAACACGGGAGACUCUGGUAGGGGAAGCGUGUCAGCGCUACAGGAGAGUGGAAACGAGUCCAAGGAAAACGGGGCAGGAGGAAAGACCGCCCAGCCGGUGCGCUUUGGAUGGGUCACCGGGGUUAUGGUUCGCUGUAUGCUGAAUAUCUGGGGAGUCAUUCUGUUCCUGCGAUUGUCCUGGAUCACAUCUCAAGCAGGAAUCCUUCUUACAUGGUUAAUCAUACUGAUGUCGGUCCUUGUGACCUCCAUAACGGCUCUGUCUGUAUCUGCCAUUUCCACCAAUGGAAGAGUCUCUUCUGGCGGCGCGUACUUCAUGAUCUCCCGUACUCUGGGUCCUGAGUUGGGGGGUCCCAUCGGUGUGGUGUUUUCUUUCGCCAAUGCUCUCGCUUGUGCGCUCAACACGGUGGGAUUUUCAGAGACUGUCAGAGAUCUUCUCAUUGAGUAUGACUCACAAAUUGUGGAUUCAAUCAAUGACGUCCGAAUUAUAGGAUCUAUCACAGUCACGGUGCUGCUUCUCAUAUCAUUGGCCGGGAUGGAGUGGGAAUCGAAGACUCAGAUCCUGUUCUUCUUGGUUCUUAUGGUUUCUUUCAUCAACUACUUUGUUGGCACUUUGAUUCCAGCGACUCCCCAGAAACAGUCCAUAGGCGUCUUCGGUUACCGCAGCGAGAUCUUCUUGGAGAACCUCUUCCCAGACUGGAGAGGGCCGGAGGGUGACUUCUUCCGAAUGUUUGCCAUCUUCUUCCCAUCUGCCAUUGGGAUCCUUGCUGGAGCAAACAUCUCAGGAGAUCUGAAGGAGCCUGAGAUUGCCAUCCCAAGAGGGACACUGAUGGCCAUUUUCUGGACCACCGUUAGCUAUUUAGCCAUUUCUUCAACUGUUGGUGCGUGUGUGCUGCGCGACGCCUCGGGGAACAUGAACGACAGUCUGCCGCUGAACUUCACCGAGGCGUGUGAGGGUCUGAGCUGCGGUCUGGGCUGGAACUUCACCGAGUGUCAGCAGAGCGGCACCUGCUCCUUCGGUCUCUCCAACAGCUUCCAGGUCUUGAUCCAGGUCUCUGGCUUUGGUCCGUUGAUCUAUGCGGGCAUAUUUGCGGCCACCCUGUCGUCUGCCCUUGCAUUCCUCGUCUCCGCACCCAAAGUCUUCCAGUGUCUCUGCAAAGACAACAUCUACCCGUACAUCGGCUUCUUUGCAAAGGGUUACGGGAAAAACAACGAGCCGCUGCGAGCGUAUCUGCUGUGUUACGUCAUUGCCAUGUGCUUCAUUCUGAUUGCUGAGCUGAACGUAAUCGCUCCUCUGAUCUCCAACUUCUUCCUCUGUUCUUACGCUCUCAUCAACUUCAGUUGUUUUCACGCUUCUAUCACUAAUUCACCCGGAUGGAGGCCAUCGUUUCGGUAUUUCAGCCCCUGGACGGGUUUGUUUGGUGCCGUUAUUUCUGUGGUCCUGAUGUUUCUGCUCACCUGGUGGGCGGCGCUCAUUGCUUUCGGUUUAAUCAUCUUCUUAUUUGGCUACGUCGUCUAUAAGAAACCCGAGGUGAACUGGGGGUCGUCUGUCCAGGCCAGUACCUACAACAUGGCUCUGUCCUACUCCGUGUCUCUAGCAGGAGUCGAAGAUCACGUCAAAAACUACAGGCCUCAGUGUCUGGUUCUGACAGGUCCUCCGACUCUGCGUCCAGCGCUGGUGGACUUUGUGGGCUCUUUCACUAAAAAUGUCAGUUUGAUGAUUUGUGGCGACAUUCUCAUGGUAAGAACCAAGUAUAUCUAGAUGGUUGAUUGGGUGAAUCAGAGGAAGGUUCGUUCCUUCUACACGUCUUUCAAGGCGUCCGAUCUGAGAGAAGGAGCUCGGCAUCUUCUGCAGGCUUCUGGUUUGGGGAAGUUGAAGCCGAAUAUACUGGUGAUGGGAUUCAAAAUGAACUGGCAGGAAAGCAGCAGUAAAGGCAUAGAGGACUAUAUCAACACCAUAUAUGAUGCUUUUGACUCCAACCACGGCGUGUGUGUUCUCCGCAUGAUGGACGGACUGGAUAUCCGAGACGAGUUAGAGACUGAGGUCAACCAGGCUUUUGAGGUGGACGAGGCCAUAGAGUCUGACGAUCAGAUUUCAGACGCUGACUCAGAUGUCGACAACAGAAAGAACACGGUGAACGAUCAGAUCAAAACCGUGUUCCAGAGCAAACAAGGGAAGAAGACCAUCGACGUGUACUGGAUCUCUGAUGACGGAGGUUUGACUCUGUUAGUGCCAUACUUGUUGACCAGAAGGAAACGCUGGAGACGGAGCAAAGUCAGAGUGUUCAUCAUUGGAGAACAGCAAACCAUGGAGAACGACCGCAAGGAAAUGAAGACUUUGCUCCAGCGUUUCCGGCUGGAUGUUCACGAUGUCAUUGUGAUGACGGACAGCGAAAGGCCACCACUUGCCAAAAACAUGAGGCGCUUUGAGGAAAUGCUCGCCCCCUUCAGGCUGAAUGAGGGACAGCUGGACGAGAGGACGGCGCAGCAGCAGAGGACAGAGUUUCCGUGGAAAGUCACGGACAAAGAGAUGGACGCACUGAGACUCAAGUCGGAGAAGAAAGUGCGGCUGAAUGAAAUCAUACGGAGGAAUUCGAAGUACGCCGCGCUGGUUCUAGUGUCUCUCCCCGUACCGCAGGCAGAUUGUCCCAGUUCUCUCUAUAUGUCCUGGCUGGACACGCUGAGCUGCGGUCUGCACUGUCCCGUCCUGCUCAUACGAGGAAACCAGCAGAACGUCAUGACCUUCUACUGCCAGUAAAACAGCCACGAGAUUUACUCACUUAAGACACUCAAGGAAAACUAUUUGGCUUGCUUCAUGUUUCAGAAUAGUGGAUGGAAAACAUUCAAAAUACACUUCAGUGCUUAUUUGCACUUUCUUUAUUUGUGUCUGUAGAUUUCAGUUUCAAUCCAUGUCUUUAAAGGCCAGUUUUUCAAAAUGAGUUUCUAUCUUAGCACUUAAAUUCUUAAGAUGUGUUCAUAUUAUUUGCCUGAUUUUUAUUAUUGCAGUUAAUGUCAUGUCUGUAGAUUUCAAUUGCAGUCCAUAUAUGUAAAGGCCAUUUUCUCCAAAUCAGUAUAUAUCUCCAUUUUAGCAGCACUUACAUCCAAUUACACAUUUUCAUGCCUGUCUAUAUUCUAAAGGAUUUUAUAGAAGGGUCUGAUUUUAUUGCACUUUAACUGUUUGUAUCUGUAGAUUUUAAAUGCAAUGCAUAUCUUUAAAGGCCAUGUUCUCCUCUUCAGCACCUACUUACAUCAUAUUUAACAGUUUUAUUCUUGUUUAUAUUCUGAAUGUUCAUAUAUCAUUCAUUAUACACAACAUUUUAAUCCUUACAACAUGUUGAAAUUGUCAAUGGGCUGUCAAUGGUAUUUCCUUUACAGAGUGAUAGAAAGACAAAUCCAAAAUCCCCCUCUCUAAACUUAGACCCCUCUUCAUAACUUAAGAUUUCAGAAAACUUAUAUGUGAAGUUGUUGCAUUUUGUUUGAUGUUUUGCAUUAAAAAUAUCUAAAAUAAAGUACAGCAGCCCCAAAACAUAUCUGGACACCUGUCACACUUGUUUCUGACAUUUUAACUAUGACUCUAGCUAUAUUUGAGGCCACUGUAAAUUUACUUUCAUAAUAUAUUAAGUCUUUAAUUGAUUGUGUUGUCUUAUUCUUUUGGCACAUUUAGCUCGUUCUAUGUAUUCUUGUAUUUCUAAUUUUUUGUUGUGAAUUCAUUUCUGUGUUAUGGUCUUGUUUGGUAAAAGGGAAGUUGCUGGAAAUAAUUAUAAUUGGGGAAAAUAUUUAAAUUAGUUUAUCUUGUUAAUGAUUCAUAUUUUUAUCAUUAUUUUUGAGCUUUGAGAAGGGGCAGCUGCAUACAGAAACAUACAAACACUCCAUUAAAUCUGUGUUUAUUUCAGCUGUAAUAUUCUGAUAUUAACAUAUGAUGUUUCUAUACUUGGUGUAAUGAGACAAUCAAUGAAGGUUGAGAUGUUCGUCAUUGUGCUUAAUUGUAUUUUUCACAUUGAAAAGCAGAUCAAAAAACUUGUAAUUCAUAAUAAUCUAGUGUUUAUUUACAGACAAGAUGUAUCGUUCUACAUUAAUUCAUUAUAAUGUUUUAGUCAAUGAAGUGUAAUUUUACAA